Molecule: messenger RNA, 953 nt
Organism: Tigriopus californicus
Lineage: Eukaryota; Metazoa; Arthropoda; Copepoda; Harpacticoida; Harpacticidae
Exons: 2
Coding region: 257-877 (206 amino acids)
Source: RefSeq, a predicted model, not a curated record
UCGAUCUAAGCCCUGUGUUCAAUAUGAUAUCCCAAGUUUUUUGGUCCAAAAAUGAUGGUUUCGGAUUUCGAAACCCCUGUUUUUAGUACUAGAGUUAGAAAUACGAGCUUGGCACAUUCAGAAGCAGGGCUUUUUCGCCAUUUUGGCUGGGGCAGCUUGGGAUUGGACAUGAGAAUCUGACACUAGGUCGGUCGACCCAUCUCUUGGUGCAUUCUGUUCAAAUAACUUCUGAAACGCAUCUUGCUCGGAGGCUCUAAUGCACGAGGAUAAGAUGGGACUGUAUUUCUGCAGACUUAUGUCUGAAUCCAAUCGGAGGGUCACACCGCCCAGAUCCUUGAACGAGCUGCUCAGCGAUUUUAACAAGAUUAAAGUCAGUUCUGAGGGGGAUUUUGCCGUCGCCAUGGAAAACCACCUGUGGGCCCGGAGGUUUCUCAAUUAUUUGAUCGAUUCCGGGUCGGAAGCGGAGCAAGCCGCGUUCAAGUUUCUGGUCAUGACGCAGGUUUUCUCUCCCAAACAUGAGAACCAUCGGAAAAAUAACAAUGCUCACGCACGGGUUAACGAGAAGCAGAAGCAGAGGCCGGCCAAAAGUAUCUCCAAAUCCAAGCAGGAUCACGUGAUUACGGUUUUGGACAAGUUCUUCAGCGAGGAAGCGAGCGAUCCCAUUUUCAUUUCCAACGUGUAUCUAUUCGAACAAGUGGUGGAAUUGGCGGGCAUCGUGAAUGAUCCCCAUUACAUCGUUACAGACAAAGAUGUCGAUCUCCUGCUCAGAGCGAGAGACGAUUUCAACAUCAAACAGAACGGAUUGGAGCCCAAAUUCAAGAAAAUGCUCGAAGAAACCAAACCGUCCACUCUGGCGUGUCUACUCAGUAUUCUAUGAACUCAUGCCUAUGUUUUUACCUUUCUGAGAGCCGCUCUUAUCUAUUUUCCUUGUCAAUUAUAUACCAUGUAUCAGA